AUGAAUGAAAGUGAGCAAGGUCAACUGACGCCGCCCGAAUGUGCAGCGUCGUUGGUGAGAGUGGAUGAAGAGAGCGACGACAGUCCAUCGACAAGUCCUGUGGAUAUGACAAUCAAGAAAGAAGUCCUUGGACUUUCUUCUUUGAUUCGUGGGGUUACUGUAACUUUGGAUGGAAAUAAAUGCCCGUUCCGGGUAAAAGGAGGGGCCGAUAAAGGGUUUCUAAUUACUGUUGACAACGUUGAGCAGCCUGAUUGUGAUAUUCAUGAAGGUGACAUCUUGUUUUCCAUUAAUAAAUUGUAAGUUUUUUCUUAUAUCGGUCUGUCGGGAAAAAAACGGCGGAUCGGCGCGCCUCGGAAUCGCCCAUCAUCGCUUUGCGACUACAAGCCGCGGCUGGGGAUUUGGUGCGCAACAGCGGCGAGGCGAGACAUUUUGCUGCGACGAUCCGCCGUUAUUUUUCCGACAGACUGAUAGUCAUCGCAUUUUUGUAUAAUUCUAAUGUUUCCAGGCAUUUCCCUGGUAAAACUUUGAGAGAAGCAAAUGAAACUUUGCAAUAUUUGAUGCUGACCAAUUCGGAACUACAAAUUGAGGUUAUCGAUAAUGGUAGGUAACCGUCCGUCUGCAAAUAUCCCGGGCUUUUUAGGUCUUCUGACAGCUGAUAUCCGCGAACUUUUCAAAGAUCAAAGGUUGAUUCAGCUGCAUAUGACAAUGAGGGAUAAUAUCCUCCUAAACUCUAUUCCUUGUAAGUUCCCUAAUUAGUUUUAUCAAUAGAUUUUUCAAGUCCGAUCAUCAGCUGGUCCCCCUUCUCUAAUGUAAUAUGAUGUUGUAAUAGCAGAUCAGAGUGUAAUGUUUGACUAAAGAUAGUUUCAGACACAACUCGAGCCCGCUGCGAAGACGAGGUCGACGGCGAAGAUUACAUUUUUGUGUCCAGCGAGGAAUUCCAUCGACUCGAGAAAACGAAUUGCUUUCUGGAAUGCGGGGAGUUUGAAGGUAAUUUAAACAAAGUAGGCGCUUCCUCUCUCCUCUGGUCAUUCGAAUUUGAUUAGGAGUUGGACUUUUGUCCCGAGAGCCUCGCCUCGGCUUCGCACCCUCCAGAACCCCAAAACUCGGCUUCCAAAAAAAGGUUCCAAAACCCCCACAAAUGGAUGGAAUCGGCCGAUUAGCCAUUUAAAGCGAAAUCCCAGCUUCCUUUAUGGCCGGGGCUUUCGCGGAAGGGGGCGGUGGUCAUUUGUUUUGUUUUUUUUUUAUCCUUUUCUGUAAUGGACCCUGUGGCAGUGCAAAAAAAAACAAUUUUUUUUUGUUUUUGGGCUACCUUUCUUAAGAAUAUGACGUCUUUACCACAACACCUUGUUAAACAUGGACUAUGUAAAUUGAAUUUUACAGUAAUCAAAAUACAAAUUGAAAUUGGAUGUUGCACUUGACAUCGUUCUUUCAUUUCGUCUGACCUCAUUUCAGAAUAAGAUGACCUAAUCGAAAGUGCUUCUACCAACAGUGCGGCGAAUUACUCAUCCUUCCUUGCAUCAAACGUCAAUGCACAUCUAAAGUCAUUGACUAUUUGAUCAAGUCGCUGUAGAGUCGCACUUUUUAUACAUUUUACAUACCGCCUAACAUCACUGAAACGGCCUCGGUUUGGAGAAUUCCCAUAUUGCAAUAUAUCUGAUUGUUUGUUAUCCGCAAACACGCCCGCAAAUCCUUACCAAAAUGGGAUGCAAAUGAGGACUGGACGAAGGGGAAUGACCUUUGACAAACCAGAGAGACAUUAAAUGCCGAGACAAGGGUGUUGGGCAGGGGGGCGAGGAGGCGAAAAGCGAAGAAAAUCGACCCUCCCCACCGCCUCACCUCUUCCUCACCUGCGCGAUUCCCUUCGGAUGUUGUUCUUCUUGGAUCGAUGUCUCCGGGUUGUGGACCGUCUCCAGUUUUUGUAAUAUUUCUUCUAUCAGCCGAUGCGUUUCGUUCUCGCCAGCUCAUUUUUCCUUUUCUCUUUUAACACUAGCCCGGCUUUCUUAUCGCCGAGCCUUCUUAGGGCGAGGAGGAGUUUUGUUUUUUCCGAGCUUCAAUGUUUAUAAACCAUCUUCAUUCGAGGCGAAGAGAAUUUGGGACCUUUGGCCGUUCAUCUGCCUCUUUUCGUUAAGACCCUUUACAAUAGAGAGUUCGGAUGAACCGGAUGUUUAUCCAUAAUAGGGCCAGAUGAUGCCCAAAUGAAUGCAAAUCGCUUUGCGAAGAAGUGUAAACACCCAUCGAUGCCUCGCUAUCUUCUCCUUGCCUCCUUUGCCCUCCCAAAAUGGCCGCGGCGAUCCAUUUUGCGACUUUCUUCUUCUUUUCGUCCAGUCUGCUUAGCAUCCCAGCCCUUGAUUGACUCAUUGAGGGCCUUUGUAAUGCGUACAGAAUAUUUAAUCACGCCCUCGUUGGAACAUUUUUGUUCUUAUUCGAUUUCAGGCCAUUUAUACGCGACGCCCCGACCCAAUGCGAUCAUGAAUGGAGAUCCCAAGGGACCAUUGCCGCCUAAUUGGGACAUUGCUUACACCGAUCAGGGCGAGAAGUACUUUAUCGAGUAAGUUUAGGAGUUGGAUGACAAAUGAUGACGUCAUCGGAUCCGAUCACGUUACGCAAAGAAAGAUCAGCUUUUUAGUAGAGUAAAGACAGUUUACUUAACAUUGUUGCAGUCAUAACAACGGAACAACUCAAUGGCAUGAUCCCCGAGAUAAUCUCAUUCCAAAUGGUCAUGUGAAUGGACACAAUAAAGGACAUAUUAAUGGUCAAUCCAACGGUCAUGUGAAUGGUAUAAAUGGAACAAGUAACGAACUUCUCAAUGGGCAUGGGGACGAUCUGCCCGAGGGAUGGGAGAAAGUUGAGGACGAAGUCCAUGGGACCUUCUAUGUAGAGUAAGUCUGUUUAUUCCGCUGAUUAUGAGGCCUUUUCUUUUCUCCACUUCUUUUAAAUUUAAUGUCCAAAAGUGGCUCCUUAAUGGGAAAAGAUUCCAUCAGACGGCAAGCCCUGAGGGUAAUUCAAUUUUCCCUCUUCCAAAUCUUGACCACUCCAGAAAUGUCGUCACACUGCAGGAAAUCGUUGGGGGCAUUGUUGUGCAUGAUUAGUGCGGGAAUUGUUCUCUUUUUUGGGAAUUUUCCAAAUAUUUCGGGGUAAACUAUUUUAGGGCUGUAUAUAAAAUUAUCUAAAAAAAUAAGUUUGAUACUCUAAUUUCUAAGCUUAUUCUUUCAUGGGGCCAUUUUUGAUUAAAAGUCGCAAUUUACCUGAAGCAAUUUAACUUUAAUAGCCAAUAAAUCGAGAAAGCCGGCACCACGAGCAGAAUUUAUUUGUUUAAGGGGGGUUUUGUUUUCCGAUUUCUUGCCUCUUAACAGUAAGCAUCCCGAAGGGGUGGGCAUUUGGUAAUUAAUCUUGUCCGCAACUUGAAUCAAACUCGUUUUAUCCGUUUUAUCUCAUCUUAAGACCUGGCCGUCGCCUCAGGACACAUUGGCCGAGCUGUCUUUUUUCGGGAUACGGCGGGGUGUUUGUGCAAGAUGGGACCUUAGGAGGUCAUCUUCGGGCUUUCGAUGCGACGCUUCAAACGUCGGAAUCAUCCACAACCCAAGACAAAUGGCGUCAUCCCCGGUCAUCUGCUCAGUGGAAGUGUGCCGUCCCUGCUCCAGCAUCAGCCCAUAGACACGUCGGCGUUGAUUAGGGACUUGGUUUACUUUCCGAGGUUUGGGUUUGAAAGUGUUUGUCUAUAGAAUCCUCUGAGGUCAUGUCCAGUAUUAUUUAAUUCAAAGAUCUUUGUCUUUUCUGCUUUAGUUCCACAUUUUAUGUCAUUAAUUUCAGUCACAUAAACAAAAGGACACAAUACGAAAGACCUGUGAAGCAGAAUGGAUAUGUGGAGACGGGUAUAUCCCCCAAUCCCGCAGAGCCCCUUAUCCCCCCGCCUCUUCGCCACGGCCAUGCGGGUACCUCCAAUGACAAUGGAUGGCCUGUACUCAAUGGGAAUGGAUUACAUUUUACAUGUGACCCGGCACAGUUAAAGGGCGAAUUGAUUACAACCAGACUUGUCAAAGGUCCUCAGGGCUUAGGAUUUACCUUGGUUGGAAACGAUCGGCAUUCCAUUCAAAAUGAGUUUAUCCAGGUAAAUUUUUAUAAAAAAACAAACAAUCUAAUCAUCAAUUUUAUCAUUUUCAAUCUUAGAUUAAAAGUAUAUUGCCCGGAGGGCCUGCUGCUUUGGACAACACAUUGCAUACGGGAGAUGUGUUGGUGUACGUGGACAAUGAGCUUAUGUUAGGUGCUAGCCAAGACACGGCUUGUCGAUUAUUGAGAUCGGUGGUUGUGGGAGAAGCCGUCACAAUACAAGUUUGCAGAGGGUACCCGCUAAUAUUAGACCACACAAAUAAAGUAAGCAUUGUUGUUUUAAUCAAUGCUUGCAAACCUAAAGGAUUUAAUUUGUUUGAUUUUCAGGUUUAUGAUGAGAGUAUUUACUCCUCUACGUAUGCCCAGACCAACUUCCAAGCUCGCAAUUCUGAACGGAUCGAGAUAUUAAUCCGGAAAAGUAUGAGGGGCUUCGGAUUUACAAUAACCGACAGUCUCCAAGGCCAGCGAGUAAAGAGUGUGCUCUUCCCAGACCAAUGCCCCAAUCUGUUGGAGGGUGACCUGAUUGUGGAGGUGGAUGGAGUCAACGUUCUCAACAUGAGUCAUGUCCAAUUAGUGCAGUUCCUUCAAGAUCUUCCCGUCGGCUAUCAUACCAAACUGCUUGUUUCCAGACAAUCACCCCGCUUGAGGUUUGUAAUUUUGUAUCAAUGUAAUUAUUGUCCUCACCGUUUGAAGAAUCUUUAAUGUUUUUUAUAUGAAUUGUUCCGAUUUAGUCGAUCAAGAACACCUACAGCUGGUUUCCGAUUUGGUGAGAAGACCCGAAACACACCAUUGCCAAAUCUGGCGCCAAGAUCGAAGACACCCGCUCCAAGUCUGAAACGAAAUCACUAUCAACAUUCAACGUUACAGAGGGUACGUAACUUUCAAUUUCCAUUUAUAAUACUUUUAAAACCUUAUGUUACUGGCAUUCUUUAGUCGUACCACGAGGAUUUAAUAGACGACUUUGCGCAAUUUCGAGGUCCUCUAGCUCGCAACGGCUUCUCGUCGACUCCUGAUUAUAUGCCUAUCUCAUCGCUCUCUCCCAUGGUCGAUUCUACAUACAAGUUUGUCACUGUCAAUCUUAUUCAACAAAAUGGCGGGUUCGGAUUUCGAUUAGUUGGAGGAGUGGAGAUGGGCAUUCCAUUACAAGUGGGUAAUGUCAUCAAAGGAGGAGCUGCAUCUCAAGAUGGCCGAUUAAUGGAAGGCGAUGAGAUCUGCGAAAUCGACGGCAAGAAUGUUGUAGGAUUCCGUCAUGAUAUUGUUGUUGCGUUAAUCAAACAAGCAGCUGUCAGAGGGCAUGUCAAGAUCUUGGUUAGACGAAUGCAACGAGAUUUUUACGGCACUCUCCGCUCCAACUACCCCUCCGUCUCCAAUUAUGCGGACCCUCGACAAUUCCAGCAGUCCUCCUUGGUCUACGAUGUUGUUCUCAACAAAGCUGAACAUGAGGACUUUGGUUGUACGAUUGUUUCUAAUGUCUACAGAUUCAUCGGGAAGGUCAUUCCCAACACUCCAGCUUCGAGAUCAGGCCGUCUGAAGGCCGGAGAUUGUGUUGUUGCGAUAAAUGGACUUUCCACGGACGAAAUGACACAUCAGGAUGUUAUCAAUUAUGUAAAGUCGUGUCGGAAGAGUAUAGUCUUCACAAUUGAUCCCACAAAACAGAGAAGUGUUUUGCUGGCCGAUGGAUCCGCUUCUCCUUCUUCCGUGCUCCGGGAGAACAUUGAUUCUCCCAUCAGUACUGCUAAUGUAGUCCAAGGAAAUGGGCUACAGUAUCUAAACGGAGGCGAAAAGGUACUUCUAUUUUUAAUCUUUUGACAUGUCGUGUCAUUUAUGACGUAUAGUUUGAUAUUCUCAUCAUUUUUAGGAAUUCGAGAAGAUCCCGGUAGAGCUGAAAAAGGGCUCCAAGGGAUUCGGCUUUUCGAUUCGAGGUGGAUUUGAGUUCGAGAACAUGCCCUUGUUUAUCCUGAGGAUAGCUGAGGACGGUCCUGCUGCCCAAGAAGGAACUCUAAGGAUUGGGGACCAAUUAAUCGAAAUCAAUGGGGAAUCCACUGCCGGGAUGACACACCACAGAGCCAUAUCACUCAUACGAGAACAAAACGUUGUUCGUCUUGUGGUCAGCCGACCACAGCUUGCUGCGUGA
Bursaphelenchus xylophilus (pine wood nematode) is the source of this 6241-nucleotide messenger RNA. NCBI's taxonomy places the organism in Eukaryota, Metazoa, Nematoda, Chromadorea, Rhabditida, Aphelenchoididae. The record is from the annotation of a GenBank genome assembly.